AUGAGGAGGUUAAAUGCGCAUCUGGUCGAGGAGCACUGCUGGAAACGGUGCAAAUACUGUUCUGCCGUCCAUACUGAGGCGUCUUCCCAACGACAUCUUGAGCAGACACACGAUCUUCGGAAAUGUGAGGUGUGUGGCGAACUGAUUGAAGCCGAUGACAUGAUCCGUCACCUUCGGUCAACGCACGCCGGGAGGAUUUGCCGAUACUGUAUUCACGCAAACACGGAAAAGGGUCUUGCCGACCAUAUUUCCAGAUUUCAUGCGUUCCAUCCUGACGAUGCAGCCAGUCAGGGCAUGCGUAUUGACGAUCUACGGACGCGCACCAACUCGCCGACAUUCGAGCCGGUGCGAUCGACUGAUUGUAAGACUCCUGUGCAAUCGUCUGGCAAGUCUGGUAUUGUUUCCCAGCGCUCAAUACCAGGGCCAAAAGAUACAAAUGUAAGAGAUGUGGCAAGGUUCUGUCGAAGAAUAACAAAUCACGGCAUCGCAAAGAGUGCCUGCGGCUCAGUGGCGGACUGA
This is a messenger RNA of Truncatella angustata, 519 nucleotides long. RefSeq lists its product as uncharacterized. Lineage: Eukaryota; Fungi; Ascomycota; Sordariomycetes; Amphisphaeriales; Sporocadaceae. Bases 1 to 519 code for a protein of 172 amino acids. The transcript has a single exon. The record is from RefSeq and is a predicted model, not a curated record.